UGUCAACUCUAGAAUCUAGAUGUUCGAUGUCAGCGUCAGCUGAUGCUCCUUUGUUUGUUAUAAGGGAGCACCGUUUCGACGCACGCGGCGGUUGUUGGAACUAACUUUGUAAUAAGUUUCUAGGCUUCUGUCUAAAGCCAGACUCGAAGAAAUUUAAUGCGUGGACUGUACUACAUACAUGCCUAUGUAUACCGUACGUAUACAUAUAUCACUGAUCUGUGGUACGUACGCAUGAGCGCAUAUGCGACGGCCGUCACAAUAAAUUUUAAUUUAAUACAUAGAAAACAGCUGUUCGAAACGUAAGCGUACGAAGUUUAUCUGAAUUAUUUUCCAUCGUUCCUAAUACGAGGAUCGCUGUAUUAUGUCAAUAACGAAAUAAAAUACAAUACAAGACUAGGCGUAAUACGCAAUUGGAUAGCUUGUCGGUGUUUCCUUGGUUCUUACCUUUCUGACUGACAAUAACCGCAAUGCCUGUUCGUACGACGCGGUGUACGCAUUUUCAUUAAUAAUCGGGAAAUGCUGUGCCCAGAAGUGUGGGACUUUAAAGCCCCGCAGCACUACUUCAAGGUCGAUCAUUCGGAUUGUUUAACAAAGAACGUGACGGGCGUGAUUAGAAAACACUAUUUCAACCACUCGGUAUCUGUCGUCAUUCCUGAUACAGUUAAUUUACCACCGCAUUAUUUCGAAUCGUUCAACGAAGACAACGACUAUUACAGAGUCAACAAUUUAUCAGCAUCCGAACUGGUUGACAAAGAAUUCAUCGAGGCCUUUGUGAAAAACGGUGAGGUCAGUGUGCUGGCAAUAGAGAGUCACAUCGACACCCAGAAUUCACUCGCUGUAACUCCGUCUGGCCAUUUGAUACUUUCCUUGGUUAAAGAAGAUUUCCAAACGCUCGGUAUCGAGGGAAAACCUUCGUUCUUCGACCGUAAUAUCAAAAAUCGCUUUGUCGUGACUAUUGAUUUGAAAGAAGAAAGUUUUACACCAGGCAAGAAGAACUAUGAACACGUCAGGGAGUCACUGACAAAUAAUCUACAUCAGAGGUUCAACGUUAUAUUGGCUUGGGAACCUCCGGAUAAAAAAUUGUGUCCAUCGUCAAUAGCUGCGUGGUUUGAUAAGCGCGGUUACACAGUUAAGCUUUGCCGUCAAAAGAAAGUUGACCAAUGCGAGUAUUCCAUAAAGAUCCCCAUCAUCAACAGCAGCACAAAUCAUUCAGAGCUCUUCGAAUGGCUGGGUGUUUUGAGUAUUGGCGGUGAUUUAAAGAACAGUGCAGAAAAUUCUUAUUUGAAUAGCUAUAAGUGUUCAGAACCAUGGACAGAAGUUGGACAAGUGCGCUGUAUCAGGUGGACAGGUUUUAUAACUCAGAAACAAGUUGAAACAAUAUUUAAUGAGUUAAAAAGCUACGUCAAAACGAGAGAAACCAUACCUUGGGUCAGUAUUGACGUGCAAGGCUUUUCGGACAGCCCCACAAGCUGGGAAUUAAAAGAGCACAAUUUUUACAUCGAUGGGGACAACAGUUACGCUAUUUUCUUAAAACCAAAUGGAGGAUAUAUACUAAGAACAAGUUUAAGCUCUAAUAAUAAACCAAGAAUAUUUCAUUGACCGGGAGGUAUUACAACAUUCACAAUCGCCUCACUAGAUUGAUUAGCCUAAAGUAGACUGGUUCAAACAGUUUCUCAUUUUUAUCAAAAUUAUUGACAUGGAAAAACAACUGGUCAUAGUUGACUGCGAUGCA
Messenger RNA from Neodiprion fabricii, 1732 nucleotides. Its product is annotated as ribonuclease P protein subunit p40-like. Bases 517 to 1599 code for a protein of 360 amino acids. The transcript has 7 exons. NCBI's taxonomy places the organism in Eukaryota, Metazoa, Arthropoda, Insecta, Hymenoptera, Diprionidae. Gene Ontology annotation, cellular component: multimeric ribonuclease P complex; ribonuclease MRP complex. The record is from RefSeq and is a predicted model, not a curated record. Gene Ontology annotation, biological process: endonucleolytic cleavage in ITS1 to separate SSU-rRNA from 5.8S rRNA and LSU-rRNA from tricistronic rRNA transcript (SSU-rRNA, 5.8S rRNA, LSU-rRNA); tRNA 3'-end processing; tRNA 5'-leader removal. Gene Ontology annotation, molecular function: ribonuclease MRP activity; ribonuclease P activity.